AUGGCGGAGACGGACAAGCCCGAGGUGCCCGGAGCCGCCGGCGACGACACUCCGCGUCAGCAGUUGUCGCCCCCGGAGCUGCCGGAGGAGUCGGGUCAGGAACAGCUACAGCCACAGCAGGAGCUGGAGAAGCAGCAGCCGCCACUCGGAGGCAACUCCAAUGGCGUUAAAAUGGAGAAUGAUGACUCUGUAAAAGAAGAGAGAUCUGACUUAAAAGAAAAAUCUACAGGAAAUAAGAAGGCAAAUAGAUUCCAUCCCUAUUCAAAAGACAAGAAUUCGGGCACUGGAGAAAAGAAAGGUCCUAACCGUAACAGAGUUUUUAUUAGCAACAUCCCAUAUGACAUGAAAUGGCAAGCUAUAAAAGAUCUUAUGAGAGAAAAAGUUGGUGAGGUUACAUACGUGGAGCUCUUUAAGGAUUCGGAAGGAAAAUCAAGGGGUUGUGGUGUGGUUGAGUUCAAAGAUGAAGAGUUUGUAAAGAAAGCAUUAGAAACUAUGAACAAAUAUGAUCUUAGUGGAAGACCCCUGAAUAUUAAAGAGGAUCCUGAUGGAGAAAAUGCUCGUAGGGCACUGCAACGUACAGGAGGAUCAUUCCCAGGAGGACAUGUCCCUGAUAUGGGUUCGGGGUUGAUGAAUUUACCACCUUCCAUUCUCAAUAAUCCAAAUAUUCCUCCUGAGGUUAUCAGUAAUUUGCAGGCUGGUAGACUUGGUUCUACAAUUUUUGUGGCUAAUCUUGACUUCAAAGUUGGUUGGAAGAAGCUAAAGGAGGUGUUCAGCAUAGCUGGAACAGUAAAACGGGCAGAUAUUAAAGAAGACAAAGAUGGCAAGAGCAGAGGAAUGGGCACAGUCACUUUUGAUCAAGCAAUUGAAGCAGUUCAAGCAAUCUCUAUGUUCAAUGGACAGUUUUUAUUUGAUAGACCUAUGCAUGUGAAAAUGGAUGACAAAUCAGUCCCUCAUGAAGACUAUCGCUCACAUGAUAGUAAGACACCCCAAUUGCCCCGUGGUCUUGGAGGCAUUGGAAUGGGGCUUGGACCAGGUGGGCAGCCCAUUAGUGCCAACCAGUUGAACAUGGGAGGUGGAAUGGGAAAUAUAGGACCAGGAAGUAUGGGAAUGGAUGGUCCUGGUUUUGGAGGAAUGAAUAGAAUGGGAGGAGGAGUUGGGUUUGGUGGCAUGGAAACAAUGAAUAGCAUGGGAGGAUUUGGAGGAAUUAGCCGAAUGGGAGGAAUGGGUGCUAUAGAUGACUUCAGAGGGAGCAUGGGCAGUGGAAUGAGUGGAGGGAUAGGGACUGGCAUGGCAGGAAUGGGAACUGGUAUGGGCGGCCUGGGAAGCAGCAUGGGAGGUAAGUUAGAAUUGUACCGUGGUGGAAUGGCUAGUAGCAUGGAAAGAGACUUUGGACGUGGUGACAUUGGAAUGAAUCGAGGCUUCGGGGAUUCUUUUGGUAGAAUUGGUGGUGCAAUGAUUGGAGGUUUUGCAGGAGGAAUGGGAGCUUCUAACAUGGGUCCAGUAGGAUCUGGCAUGAGUGGUGGAAUGGGUGGUAUGAACAGCAUGACUGGAGGAAUGGGGAUGGGACUUGACCGGAUGAGCUCCAGCUUUGAUAGAAUGGGACCUGGCAUGGGAGCUGUACUGGAAAGAAGCAUCGAUAUGGAUCGAGGAUUUGUGUCUGGCCCAAUGGGAAGUGCAAUGAGAGACAGAAUAGGCUCCAAAGGAAACCAGAUAUUUGUCAGAAAUCUGCCUUUUGACUUGACUUGGCAGAAACUAAAAGAGAAAUUCAGUCAGUGUGGUCAUGUAAUGUUUGCUGAAAUAAAAAUGGAGAAUGGAAAGUCAAAAGGCUGUGGAACAGUCAGAUUUGACUCACCAGAAUCAGCUGAAAAGGCCUGUAGAAUAAUGAAUGGCAUAAAAAUAAGUGGCAGAGAAAUUGACGUACGCCUGGAUCGUAAUGCAUAAUUUGAAACUACAUUCAGAACAUUCCUGCACAUGUUUAGCUUCUCUAGCCUAGUAAAAAGUCAUUUUAGUAACAUUGUAUGCUUAAAGAAGCUGUAAAAAUGAACUUUUAAAUCCCACCAGCCUUUAACAGUAUAGUGUUAAAAUAUACUGUAAUUCUUGCUAACAAACUUGAGUUUUAGUUUUUAAAGACAGUGGCUCUGGUCAUUCAGUUUAAAUGAAUGGUUAUACUGUUUUUAAUGAGAUAAGCCAUCUCCCCAUUGUUACUCUCAGUACUGCAUAGUGGGAUUUGUUUAGUGUUCAAAUUUCCCCAGCUUGUACCUACUUUAUUGUAAUGUAAAAAAAUAGAUGUUUUUCCACAACUUGUUUUCUAUAUGCAUUUUAGUCAGACUUUAACUUGAAAAGAAAGGGCUCAGAUAAAUUAGGUUGUGAUUUUGUUUGUUUAAAAUUAGUUUUAUGCCAUGGUGCAGAAUUAGUGUAAAUAAGUUUUUCAGCCUAGAGGGAGUUUGGAAUGUUUUAUUUGAUUAAAUGAAAUGGCUACUUCCUGCUCCCUAUCCCUACACCACCCCCAUACCUCUGUCCCAAACAGGUGGUUUUAUCCCCAUAACACUAGUAAAAAUCAGUCCCCACAGCCCCUUAUUUUAUUGUUUCCUAUAAUUCCAAGUUCAUAUAGAACUGAUAAUGUAGCAAGCACCAAGUACAGUACUAGACAAACUACCCCCAACUUCUUGUCUAGUUUCCAGCCAUUCAGGUGAACAGCUAGAAAAAGAAAAACAAUGGAAAAAAUGAGAGAAAUAACUGUGUAAGUCAAUCCACUGCUGUUAACUUUGACAGGAGCCGAUGUAUUUGUGAAUGCAGUUUGAAUAAACCAUGGAGCACCUAAACACAACAUAUCAAACACAUUGGAUCCUAUAAUGUUAGACAUAGCCAUAUCUCCUCUACCUGCAAAACAAAAGAAUAUGUUGUUGAAAUGUGCACAUUAAGUUAACAUUUUAUUAAUAAGCUGCUUCAUCAGUUACACUGGAUACCUUUUUUUCUGUUUUGGAAAACUUGUUUUAGAGCAGAAUUCUUACUGAAUUUGCAUUUGCUCAUUUGUUUUUAGUUAGUAUUUAAAGACUUAACAUUUAUUUAUGAAAUAGUAAUUAUUUUAUUUAUUAAACCAUUUUUGUAGACUAUGUAGAUUACUUGUUUUUAAUUCUAAUUUAACAUGUUUAAGCUUUAAUAAGUUUUUUCAGGUGAAUUUAAUUUUUUACAAUUCAGGUUUAGUGAACUUAAGCUGCUAAAAUUGUCACUUUUCUUUCUUUUGAUUUGCUUUGUUCAGUGAAGUAUAUUGAGGAAGUGAAUUACUUUUACAAAUGUCUUUUCCCUGUGUAUGUGAGCCAGUUUAAGGAUUGGGCAUAAAAACCUGAACCAGUUCUUACCUUUUCUCGCAACCAACACACUUGCAACAGUGUCUGGUAUGCUUGUUCCUGCUGCUAAUACCGUAAGGCCCAUUACUGUAUCUGGAAUUUCCAAUGUUUCUCCUAUAGGUGACAAAAUGCUGAUAAGUAAAAAACCUCAUGGUGGUUUUAAUCACCAGUUUGUUCAUUAACUAUUUUGUAAAGAAACUUUUUUCCCUGGACAAAACUAUUUAAGUUGCAACACUACUUUGUGCUCAGUCAUAUUUUCAGCAAUACUAUUUAACAGAGAGCUCAGAAAUUUUAUGGACUUUUAGAUGGCGCUGUUUCAGAUGUUUAUCAGCUAGAAUUCUACUACUGAGUGAUUCACUUUGCUUGUGCCCUGACAGAAGUUGUGGAUGGCAUUCAUUGUUAGAGACCUUUAUUUUAAUCUGGGGCUCUAGCCCUUAAAAAUAAACAUCCUUUGAAAAACACUUUUUUCCCUUUAGAUAAUUUUGGUAUCAUUGUAGUUUUAGUCAAGAAUUCUUGACAGCUGUUUCUGAGCUAUACAAAUAUAAUUCUUUUGUUAUUUAAGCAAUUUUAAAAUGAGUUUCUAAAAAAGUCAUAUUAAAUAAUGAACUCUAUGUAAUGUACUCUUUGGGAAAGCAUGUAAACUCCCCAACAGAGAAGAAAUAGGGCUCUAUUGAAGUCUUCCUAAUGCAAGGUCCAAAUUUUUUUAUAUUCUUUGAUGUUAGCUGAUGGUUAGUUUUUCAGAAAUGUAAUAGUUCUAGGAAAGGAACUGGAGGGAAGUAGUUAUUGUAAGAAUUGCUUCUUUUGUGUUACUUUGAAUGAAAACUUGCUUUAGAACCAUUUUUUCUUGUGUAUGAUGCCAAUUAAAACAGUUUAACUAGAAA
Molecule: messenger RNA, 4228 nt
Organism: Trichosurus vulpecula (common brushtail)
Lineage: Eukaryota; Metazoa; Chordata; Mammalia; Diprotodontia; Phalangeridae
Gene: MYEF2
Product: myelin expression factor 2
Exons: 18
Coding region: 1-1941 (646 amino acids)
Biological process (GO): regulation of mRNA stability involved in response to oxidative stress
Cellular component (GO): nucleus; post-mRNA release spliceosomal complex; cytoplasm
Molecular function (GO): mRNA binding
Source: RefSeq, a predicted model, not a curated record